Molecule: messenger RNA, 939 nt
Organism: Salarias fasciatus (jewelled blenny)
Lineage: Eukaryota; Metazoa; Chordata; Actinopteri; Blenniiformes; Blenniidae
Product: putative gustatory receptor clone PTE03
Exons: 1
Coding region: 1-939 (312 amino acids)
Biological process (GO): G protein-coupled receptor signaling pathway; detection of chemical stimulus involved in sensory perception of smell
Cellular component (GO): membrane
Molecular function (GO): odorant binding; olfactory receptor activity
Source: RefSeq, a predicted model, not a curated record
AUGAUGAUGAACCAAACCUUGGAUCUGGAUCUGCUGCAGCUGGAGGGGUUAAAGGUCACUCCCGAGACCUCCGUCCCCGCCUUCGUCAUCCUCCUCCUCAUCUACGCCUUCAUCAUGACGUCCAACAUCGGCCUGGUGGCGCUGAUCUCCAUGGAGACGAGCCUCCAUCAGCCCAUGUACCUGCUCUUCUGCAACAUGAGCGUCAACGACGUGUUCGGCGCCUCCACCAUCAUCCCCGCCCUGCUCAAGGACGUCUUCGUCCCGGCGUCGAACCGUUACAUCGGCUACACCCUGUGCGUGGUGCAGGCCUUCUGCGCUCACUUCUACGCCAGCGCCUGCCACGGCGUGCUCAUGAUCAUGGCCUUCGACCGCUACGUGGCCAUCUGCAGCCCGCUGCGCUACGCCACCAUCAUGACGGGCCGGAUGGUGGUGAAGCUGUCGCUGUGGUCGUGGGCGGCGUCCCUGGUCCUGGUGGCCGUCCUGGUGGGGCUGAGCGUGCGGCUGUCGCGCUGCCGGCGGGUCAUCAGCAACCCGUUCUGCGACAACGCCUCGCUCUUCAAGCUGUCCUGCGAGAGCGUGCUGAUCAACAACAUCUACGGCCUGGGCUACACCGUGGUGCUGCUGGGCUCGUCGCUGGGCGGCGUCACGCUCACCUACCUGCGCAUCGCCGCGGCGUGCCUGAGCACCAGGAGCAAGGCGCUGAACGGCCGCGCGCUGCAGACCUGCGCCACGCACCUCUCCCUCUACGUCAUCAUGUUCGUGUCCGGAGGCGUCAUCAUCGCCCUCCACCGCUUCCCGGCCCUGUCGGACCAGCGCAAGCUGGCGUCCAUCUUGUUCCACGUGGUCCCGCCGGCGCUGAACGCCGUCAUCUACGGCCUGCAGAUCAAAGCCGUCCGGCAGAAGAUCUUGGUCCUCUUCACCAGGAACACGGACGUUUAG